Octodon degus (degu) is the source of this 2684-nucleotide messenger RNA. RefSeq names its product ring finger protein 13 (gene Rnf13). Bases 153 to 1298 code for a protein of 381 amino acids. Gene Ontology annotation, cellular component: nucleoplasm; cytoplasm. Gene Ontology annotation, molecular function: ubiquitin protein ligase activity. Gene Ontology annotation, biological process: positive regulation of DNA-templated transcription; protein ubiquitination; ubiquitin-dependent protein catabolic process. The record is from RefSeq and is a predicted model, not a curated record. The transcript has 10 exons. NCBI's taxonomy places the organism in Eukaryota, Metazoa, Chordata, Mammalia, Rodentia, Octodontidae.
CUCACCCUGGUGUUGUCUUCCCUGCUCAGGCUCCGGCUAUGGGUGUCGGUGCGGAUGUUCAGUUAUGAACUCAGGCUAGGUUUUCUCCAGUAGCAACAAGGCCGGCGAGCCUGUGUCCCGCGGGCUGGCCCUCCAGGUGACUUUCCAACGAGAUGCUGCUCUCCAUAGGGAUGCUUAUGCUUUCGGCUACACAAGUCUACACCAUCUUGACUGUCCAGCUCUUUGCAUUCUUAAACUUACUACCUGUAGGAGCUGAUAUUUUAGCGUAUAAUUUUGAAAAUGCAUCUCAGACAUUUGAUGAUCUUCCAGCAAAAUUUGGUUAUAGACCUCCAGCUGAAGGUUUAAAGGGUUUUUUGAUUAAUUCAAAACCAGAGAAUGCUUGUGAACCCAUAAUGCCUCCACCAGUAAAAGACAACUCAUCUGCCACUUUCAUCGUGUUAAUUAGAAGACUUGAUUGUAAUUUUGAUAUAAAGGUUUUAAAUGCACAGCAAGCUGGAUACAAAGCAGCCAUUGUUCACAAUGUUGACUCUGAAGACCUCAUUAGCAUGGGAUCCAACGACAUUGAUGUGUUAAAGAAAAUUGACAUUCCCUCUGUCUUCAUUGGUGAAUCAUCAGCUAAUUCCCUGAAAGAUGAAUUCACUUAUGAAAAGGGAGGCCACAUCAUCUUAGUUCCAGAAUUUAGUCUUCCUCUAGAAUACUAUCUAAUCCCCUUCCUCAUUAUUGUGGGCAUCUGUCUCAUCCUGAUAGUCAUUUUUAUGAUCACAAAAUUUGUCCAGGACAGACACAGAGCUAGAAGAAAUAGACUUGGGAAAGAUCAACUUAAGAAACUCCCUGUACAUAAAUUCAAGAAAGGAGACGAGUAUGAUGUAUGUGCCAUUUGUUUGGAUGAAUAUGAAGAUGGAGACAAACUCAGAAUCCUUCCCUGUUCCCAUGCUUAUCACUGCAAGUGUGUAGACCCCUGGCUAACUAAAACCAAGAAAACCUGUCCAGUCUGCAAGCAAAAAGUUGUUCCUUCUCAAGGUGAUUCUGACUCUGACACAGACAGUAGUCAAGAAGAAAACGAAGUGUCAGAACACACCCCUCUGCUUAGACCUUUGGCUUCUGUCAGUACCCAGUCGUUUGGGGCUUUGUCAGAGUCGCACUCACAUCAGAACAUGACAGAGUCUUCAGACAUUGAGGAUGAUGACAACGAAGACACUGACAGCAGUGAGGGAGAGAACGAAGUGAAUGAACACAGUGUGGUGGUCCAGCUGCAGCCUGGUGGUGAGCGGGACUGCAGCCUAGCGAACACCGUGUGACUUUCAUAAGGUGAUGGGUUUACUUCCCUUGAAAACAUUGAUUUAGGUACAUAAUUUGAUUUUUUUGCUCCUUUUAGAGACUUCUGUAGAAAUAACUUAUUUUUUAGUAUUCUAGUUUGAUCAGAUACCAAAACAGGCUCUUACCUGGCACUUAUCUGCAGGAUUACACAUCAUUUUACUAAUAAGUAAUAACAGACUGGUGCUGUAACUCAGGCAUCAAGGAUGAAAUGUAGCCAAAACAUUUUUUAAAUCUCAAUACAGCUUGCGAUUAAGACUUAGACCACAGUAUGGAAGUGUUCUGCGUUUCACACAUGAAAUCAGUGCCAUGGCCAUCUAGCACGCGCUAAAGCCAGGGCUCACACCUCACUCAUCACCUAAGAGCGAGUUGAGCAUGUUCUGGUGUUUCUGCGUUGCCUUUGUUAGUGAGAAGCAACAAGGUAUUUUACCAUUUCUCCCCUCCUGUUCGCACCACACAAAAACUCAAAGCUAUCCUUUUUCUUUCUAUUCCCAAGCAGCCUGUAACUAGUGCAGAUUUCAAAAGGGUUUUAAUACUAUAAUGUUAUGACUAUGUUCAACAAGUAAUGUCUUUGGAUUCACAAGAUUUCAGUAUCCUUCAGGGUUUUGUUGGGAUCAAAGCAAAAAGAAAAUGCUGCAUAAAAUACCAAACUUCAGCAACUGUUAAUACUCAGAUUAUAUACCUCUUAAUAAAGAGCAUCGUAUGCUAAUUAGCCCUAACCUAUGUACAGAAAAACUGUUCAAGUAUUAGAUUAAAACUAAAUGCUUAACAGGACUAAUGUAUUAAAAUGAUGUAUUAUGAAAAGGUAAAUUAUAUUAUACAGCACUGUAACUAUGUAGAAAUUAUAAAAUGUAUAAUCAAACUACUAAGAAUUUUUAUAUGGCCUUAUAUGAGGAGAGUUUGAAUGUUAAUAAAACUUUUCCACUUUAAAAAGUGUUCUACUGUACUGUUACCACAUAGCUUUAUAUUGCUACGAAGGUAUAAUGAAUGAGAUCAGGUAAACAUACACCACCUCAGAACCUUAUAUGAAGUAACUGCUCACAAGAUUUAGGCUAUCUAAAUCUGAAAACAAAAACAAAAAACCAAAGUCAAGACUGCAGCCAAAAUCAUUCCAAAAAUAAAGUGUGUUGUACAUCUUUACAGUAGAUAUAUAUGCUGACAUGGAAAAGUGUGAAUAAAAUAAUAUUACAGAAGCGUAAGUAUACCUGAUAUAUAAGCCCUUUGUUUUUUUAAAAAAAUUAAAUAUAUGUACAUAUACCCUAAGGUGAAUAUAAACAUUAUAUUCUAUAAAUGUGCACUAAUAAAAUUUUUGAAACUUAAUACACUUUGGAGGAAAUGUAACAAUAAAAGAGGAAAUUGCAUUUUCUGAA